AUGAUUCAACAUGAACUUCAAGAUCUACUUGCAAGAAAUGAAGAAUUACAACAACUAAUGCAAGAACAACAAAUUCAAUACGAAAGAGAAAAAUGUCAGCAUGAUUUCAUUGAAACCAUCAAUGCUCCAUACAAACACAAAAAGGCGAUUAAGAAAUUAAUUCAACGAAAAUAUGAAUUAGAAUCUCAAAAUAUUAAAUUUAAAAGUUUAUUUUCAUUGAUAAGAAAUGCUAAAAGUAAAGAAGAAAUUGAUCAAGUUUUAAAUAUUAAGGAACUUCAAGAAACGAGCGACACACUCAAACAUGAUGAGAAAAUCAAUACCAUUCCCGUGCCAACAAUAAGUACACCAACAACGAAUACCAUCGUCAUGAUGCCUUCGAAAUGCUCCUCCUAUUCACCUAAAUCCAGUAGUACUACUGCUACCCCUUCACCACGAUCAUCACAUUUUGCAACCUCACCAUCGUUCUCAAGGACAAGUGCUUGUCCAACCACAACUAACAAAUUCCAACACAAGAAGAACAUUCAUGAUACGAGUCUUCCUUCUUCUUGUGUGAUUCAGAGUCCCAAACAUAUUGAAACAACAGCAUCAUCCAACAUGAUUACAGAUCUAAGAAAUCAACUCACAAAAUACAAAACAAAGAAUCAAAAAUUACAAGAACAAGUAGAAACAUGGAAGAAUUUAGUAGACAUGUAUGAACAAAUGUUUGGAGUUGUCAAAGUAAGCUCCGCUGAACUACUGGAGAAGUAG
Naegleria lovaniensis is the source of this 747-nucleotide messenger RNA. RefSeq lists its product as uncharacterized. NCBI's taxonomy places the organism in Eukaryota, Heterolobosea, Eutetramitea, Acrasida, Naegleriidae. The transcript has a single exon. The record is from RefSeq and is a predicted model, not a curated record. Bases 1 to 747 code for a protein of 248 amino acids.